Molecule: messenger RNA, 5423 nt
Organism: Labeo rohita (rohu)
Lineage: Eukaryota; Metazoa; Chordata; Actinopteri; Cypriniformes; Cyprinidae
Gene: tbcd
Product: tubulin folding cofactor D
Exons: 39
Coding region: 325-3900 (1191 amino acids)
Biological process (GO): tubulin complex assembly; adherens junction assembly; bicellular tight junction assembly
Cellular component (GO): lateral plasma membrane
Molecular function (GO): GTPase activator activity; beta-tubulin binding
Source: RefSeq, a predicted model, not a curated record
GUCACACUGUGCGACAGCAACAGUGCUAUCAUCAUAAUAAUACGCGGGAUGCAUUAUACUUCUGUACCUGCUGUCUUUUCAGAUUAUGUCAUAUGUAAAACGGCUUGUCAAUCCAUUGAAGAAGACAGCGAGUUGCUUUUAACCUAUGUUUUGCAGUGUAGUAGAGAAACUAAGUGACUGAAGCUGGAGUUUGAAGAGAAAAGAGUGUGUCAUUGUGUGCGAUAGCGACUUGAAUCUGUCAAAUCUUCUGAUCUGAGACACUCGAAAUAAACUUAACACGCACGUUUAGCGCAUUUUUCAUCUAAUCAGCCACAGUAGUAGAAGAUGUCGGUGAUGGAGGGUGUGAGUAAUGGAGAGGAACCAGAGGUGGUGGUUCAGGCGUGUAUGCUGUCCGAGUUCAGUGAGAGCACAGAGGUUCGAGCUCUCUUCAGCAGUCUGCCGGACAUUCACCACGACGCGGCCAGCAAAGAGGACACCAUCGAGAGGUUUGUGGUUAUCAUGGAUCGCUACCAGGAACAACCACAUCUUCUGGAUCCUCACUUAGAGUGGAUGCUGAACAUGCUCUUGGAGAUGAUCCGCAAUGAGAAGUCGCCACCUCUUCUGGUCCAUCUCUGUUUCAAAUUCCUCUACAUCAUCUCAAAGGUCAGAGGCUACAAGAUCUUCAUGCAGCUGUUUCCCCACGAGGUGUCAGAUGUUCAGCCGGUUCUGGACCUUUUAUGCAGACAGGACCCAAAAGACACUGAGACCUGGGAAACACGCUACAUACUCCUCCUCUGGCUUUCCAUGACGUGUCUCAUUCCCUUUGACUUGUCCCGUCUGGAUGGCCACCUGUCCACUGACCCCGGGCUGAACAGAGAGUCCAUCAUGGAUCGUAUUCUGGCUGUUGCCAAGUCCUUUCUCAGAGUGAGUGACAAAUCUCGAGAUGCUGCAUCAGUGCUGGUAUCUAAGUUUGUGACUCGUCCAGAUGUGAAGCAGAAGUGUCUGGGUGAUUUUCUGGACUGGUGUCUGACCACCAUCUCUCAGACCAGUGAGAUGACCAUGGAGGGAACUGUGACCCUUGAUGGCGCUUUGCAAUCCCUGGCCCAGCUCUUCAAGCAUGGGAAACGUGAUGACUUUCUGCAAUAUGCUCCAACAGUGCUUCAGUGCCUGAAUCAGAAGAGAAUAGCUGAGAGUAACCAGACCACAUUGCGUAAGCUGGGUGUAAAAGUUGUCCAGAGACUCGGCUUGACCUUUCUAAAACCACGAUUGGCCAAAUGGAGAUACCAGAGAGGAAGUCGGUCACUCGUAGUCAACCUGGCCGAGUCUUCUGUCACUGGAAGUGUACAGGCUACAAAACCUGAUCUAGACUCUGCAAGUCUGGAGGAAGACUAUGACAUACCUCAGGAGGUAGAAAAUGUCAUUGAACAACUGUUGGUGGGACUGAAAGACAAAGAGACAAUAGUGAGAUGGUCUUCUGCCAAGGGGAUUGGUCGGGUAACUGGUAGACUACCUAAAGAGCUUGCAGAUGAUGUGGUCGAGUCUGUUUUGGAGUGUUUCAGUUUCCAGGAAACAGAUAAUGCCUGGCAUGGGGGGUGCCUGGCUCUUGCAGAGCUUGGCCGAAGAGGGCUGCUGCUUCCUUCCCGCCUCUCAGAUGUGGUGCCUCUGAUUGUAAAAGCUUUGACAUAUGAUGAGAAAAGGGGUGCGUGCAGUUUGGGAUCAAACGUACGUGAUGCAGCCUGCUAUGUGUGCUGGGCUUUCGCCCGUGCCUAUGAAUCAAAUGAACUGAAGCCUUACGUCAACCAGAUUGCCAGCGCACUAGUCAUCGCAACUGUGUUUGACAGGAACGUCACCUGCAGAAAGGCUGCCUCUGCUGCUUUCCAAGAGAAUGUGGGCAGACAGGGCACCUUCCCUCAUGGCAUAGAUAUUCUUACAGCGGCGGACUACUUCACGGUCGGUAACCUGAAUAACUGCUACUUAACUAUCAGUGUCUACAUCGCUGGUUUUGAGGAAUACACCAAACCCUUAAUUGACCACUUGGUGGCUAUGAAAGUCAAUCACUGGGAUGGGGCGAUCAGAGAGCUGGCCACAAAAGCCCUGCACAAUCUAACUGUCCGGACCCCUGAAUACAUGGCCAACACUGUUUUACCCCAGUUGCUGCCCAUGGCCACAGGGAAGGAUUUACACGGCCGUCACGGCGCUAUCCUAGCCUGCGCUGAGAUCACUCAUGCUCUCUAUGAGCUUGCAACCCAGAACAAUAGUUCGGGGACUGACUUCCUGUCCUCUGAUACCAUUGAAGGUCUUAAAAACAUUCAUCAAAAGCUCUCUGACAGAAAGCAGUACAGGGGAUUUGGUGGAGAGCUAAUGAGACCAGCUGUCUGUGUGCUCAUUGAAAAGCUCUCUCUCUCUAAGAUGCCUUUUAAGGGUGACCCAGUUAUCUCUGGUUGGCAAUGGCUAAUAGACGACAGCUUGAAGAACCUUCACCUGUUCUCCAGCGGGGCCAGGCGUGGUAUACAGGAUGCCGCAGUCGCAGCACUGGCAGCGUUGUGUCGGCAGUAUUACCAGGUUGAACCAGGGGUUGCUGAUGCGGAAAUGCAAGAUCAGCUGGUUAGUCAAUACCUGUCGGCCCUGGAGAGUCCUGAGGUUUUGACGCGCUGCGGCUGCGCUCUCGCCCUGGGCUCACUGCCGCCGUUUAUGAUCCAUGGCAAACUACAGCAGAUCUUGCCUGGGCUCCAGGCCACUUGUAAGGUUGUUCAGAAAGAGGAGAGUCUAACAGAAGCCAGGAGGGAUGCGGCCACAGCCAUGUCUCAGGUGUGUGUAGCUGUAGGAGUGUGUGCUCGAGGCAGCCCGGACCGUGUCCUGUGUGAGGACAACAUAAGGCCUGUGUAUGAAGCCUUGCUGGGCUGUAUGAACGACUACAGCACAGACAGCAGAGGGGACGUUGGGGCAUGGGUGAGGGCGGCAGCAAUGAGCAGCCUUAUGGACGUGACCCUGCUGGUGGUGGCGUCUGCUCCGGAGCUCCUCUCCUCUGACCUUGUUCAGCGUAUGAUGUGUUGCCUGGCCCAGCAAGCUGCAGAGAAGAUCGACCGCUACCGAGCUCACGCCGGUACAGUUUUCCUGCGUCUGCUUCACAGCACAGAUCCUGCAGUACCUCACAUUCCCCACCGAGAGGAGCUACUGAGCAUCUUCCCUCCAGAGACGGGAAACUCCCUGAACUGGAACGCAGCAUCACAGGCCUUCCCUCACAUCACACAGCUGCUGCGGCUGCAUCAGUACCAGUACCACACACUCCUGGGCCUCACCGUGUCUGUGGGUGGCCUCACCGAAUCUACAGUGCGUUAUUCCUCUCAGUCUUUAUUCGAGUACCUGAAGGGCAUACAGCAGGAUGUCACAGUGCUUCAGCAGUUUGGAGACACGUUGUUAAGCAUCUUUCGAGAUAACCUGCGCAAUGACAGAGUUUCUGUACCUUUGCUGAAGAUGGUGGACCAAAUCCUUGCUAAUGGCUGCUUUGACCUCUUCGCCAGUGAGGAGAGUCAUCCAUUCUGCGUAGAGCUGCUGUCGCUCUGUAAAGAGGAAAUCAAGAAGUCCAAAGAUGUCCAGAAGUUGUUGUCAUCUAUAGCUGUUUUCUGUGGAAUGGUGCAGUUCCAGGGUGAUGUGAGGAAGAAGGUCUUAGUGCAGCUGUUGAUGUUGCUCUGUCACUCCUUCCCUGUGAUCAGGAAGACCACUGCCAGCCAGGUAUACGAGAUGCUCUUGACCUACGAUGAUGUCAUUGACGAUGAUCAAGUGCUGGCUGAUGUCAUGGCCUCGCUUAGUGACACUAAUUGGGAAAGUGACAUCGCCACAGUACGGACCCACAGGAAUCAGCUCUGUGAUUGGUUGGGAGUGCCCAGGCCGACUCUGAUAGCCAAGACUUCACCCCAAUAAAUCCAUUCCCACCUGACGGCCUCUUUGCACUACGUUCGGUGUGGACAUCAGUGACUGUGUCCAUAUGUCCUCUCUGCUGUCAGCUGAUGUUGUCUAUCUAAUAGUAUCUGUCCUGCGAUCGUUAAAUCCUUAAGUAAAAUGUCUUGGAGCUCAGUGAUUUGUUUUUUUUUUUUUUUUUUUUUUUUUUUUAAAUGAUGAUUUCCCAGAACAAGGCUUGUUUUACAGCACUGUAGAAACAGUUGUGAUGCUCUGCUUUAGUACAUUUAUGGAAAUAUUGCAAAUUAUUGACAUCCUGAUUAUAAAUUUAUGAAAUUUAUUAAAUAUACUUUGCAUGUAUAGAUCAUACAGUAGCAUUUCUUUCAGAGGCAUAUGAGGUAGAGGAUCCACUAUAAGUGCCAGAUCCAAUUUUAGAUGUGCCUUAUACAUAUCUGACUUCAACACAAAUUCAAGAAAUUAUUCACCCAAAAACUGUCAUAAUUUACUCCCCUUAAAGGAGAAGUCCACUUCCAACACAAAGAUUGACAUAUAAUGUACUCACUCCCUUGUUAUCCAAGAUGUUCAUGUCUUUCUUUCUUCAGUCGUGAAAAAACUGUUCAGGAUUUUUCUCCAUAUAAUGGACUGCUAUGUUGCCCCGAUUUUGAACUUUCAAAAUGCAGUUUAAAUACGGCUUCAAACGAUUCCAAAUGCGCUUGUAAACAAUCUCAGCUGAGAAAGAAAGGUCUUAUUGAACAUAAUGAUCGGCUAUUUUCAUAAAAAUAAUACAAUUUAUAUACUUUUCAGUGUCAAAUGCUGUCUUGUCUUACUCUGACUGGACUGUUUUUUCUGGUUCAUGACAGUUAGGGUAUGUCGAAAAAUUCCCAUCUCAUGUUCUCCCUCAACUUCAAAAUUGUCCCAUAUCGCUGUUUUACCUUUUUUGUUAAGGGUGUUUGAUCUUCUUUGCAUGUUCACUUUGCAAACACUGGGGUCAGAACUUCUGCAGUGAUGUAGGAUGAUUUUGAAAUUAUUUUUGAAGUUGAGGGAGAAAUUACGAUUGGAGUUUUUCGACAUACCGUAUCUGUCUUGAACUAAAAUGCAAUGAGUUCAAAGAGAGCAAGGCAAGACAAGCAUUUGAGAAUAAAACGUAUUUAAGUUAUAUUUUUAAAAUUAAAAUAACCAAUCGUUUCAGUAGAUAAAACCCUUCUUCCUCGGCUGGGAUUGUUCACAACCACAUUUGGGAUCGUUUGAAGCCACAUUUAAACUGGAUUUUGGAAUUUCAAAAUCGGGGCACCACACCAGUCCAUUAUAUGAAGUAAAAUGCUGAAAUGUUUUCCUCAAAAAACAUAAUUUCUUCACAACUGAAGAAAGAAAGACAUGAACAUCUUGGAUGACAAGGGGGUGUGUACAUUAUAUGUCAAUCUUUGUUUUGGAAAUGGACUUCUCCUUUAAUGAUAUUUGAGUCAGUGAGAUGAACUAGAAAACAGAUCAGCAAGUGAAUCAGUCUUUUGAAGCUGUGCUUUUCAAUAAACCUGUUGAGACUGGUCACA